CUGGGAGGACGCGGUUUCCAUGGUGACGGCCCCCGCUUGAGUCAUGUCGGACCUCGGCUCGGAAGAGAUCGAAGAGGAGGCAGAGAACGAUUUGGGGGAAUAUGAAGGUGAACGCAAUGAAGCUGGUGAAAGGCAUGGACAUGGGAAGGCCAGAUUACCAAAUGGUGAUACCUAUGAAGGACAAUAUGAAAAUGGUAAAAGAAAUGGACAGGGAUUCUACAGAUUUAGAAAUGGUGCACGUUACAUAGGAGAAUACUCUGACAAUAAAAAACAUGGCCCUGGUGUCUUUAUUUAUCCAGACGGAUCAAAAUAUGAAGGAGACUGGGUGGAGGACCAAAGACACGGACAUGGUGUUUACUACUAUGUGAAUGGAGAUACAUACACAGGCGAAUGGUUCAAUCAUGUCAGGCAUGGACAAGGUACUUACUUCUAUGCAUUAACUGGUUCCAAAUAUAUUGGCACCUGGGCAAAUGGACAACAAGAAGGAGCUGCUGAACUUGUGCAUCUAAACCAUAGAUACCAGGGGAAGUUUGUGAAUAAAAAUCCAAUGGGCCCCGGGAAAUAUAUAUUUGAUAUUGGAUGUGAACAACAUGGUGAAUACUUUCAUGAGGAAAAAGCAGAAGAAGAGGAAGAGGAGGAAUUCUUGGCACCCAUGAUCCCCAAAUGGAAAGCAAUGAAAAUUACUGGUCUUACACUCUGGGCACCCGAAGAACCACCUCCUGUUCCAGAAGCACCUCCUGCAGCAACUACAGAGGCUCCACCAUCUGAAGCCGAGGAACUAGCAGCUACAGGUGGUAGUGAGGCUGCUGAAAGUACAGAGGCACACGCAGAGACACCUGAGCCCAUUGAAACAACAGCUUCACCUAGAGACACAGAGGAAGAGGAAGAGGCAGCUAAAGAAGACCAGGGAGAACCAGCCCCAGCCAUCACAGAAGAAAAGGAGGAAGAAGCAAAAGAUGCUGAGCCACAAGACUAGGGAGAAAAAAAAAUGAAAACAAUAACAAGGCAAGAGGCACAAGCCAAUCAUGGUUAAAUAUUUUUAGGUUCCUUUAAUUUUAACUAAACGGUUAAGCACAUAUUUAACUCUCUCUCUGAACUUAGUAGAAAUUACAAGUAGUUGACUUUGAGGAGGUCUCAUGCUCCUGUUUCCUUUUUUAAAAGAAUAUUAUCUGGACUCCUUUAUUCAUAAUCCAUGGGAUCAGCCUUAGCUCAUGGUUGUCAGAGAUUAGAGGCAAAGACUGCCUCUACCUGUCAUAACUCCUUCCUUGUCUCUUUUGGUGCUUUACAUGGCCCAACAUAAUGAGUUGGACCUAAAUUUAGUUAUGCAUGGGAUAUGAAUGUUCCUUUUGAAUUCAAAUGUCUGUCAAGCUAUUUUGAAUAAAGA
Molecule: messenger RNA, 1384 nt
Organism: Pogona vitticeps (central bearded dragon)
Lineage: Eukaryota; Metazoa; Chordata; Lepidosauria; Squamata; Agamidae
Gene: RSPH1
Product: radial spoke head component 1
Biological process (GO): axoneme assembly; spermatid development
Cellular component (GO): motile cilium; nucleus
Source: RefSeq, a predicted model, not a curated record